Messenger RNA from Pungitius pungitius (ninespine stickleback), 1582 nucleotides. It is a transcript of the gene adrm1, whose product is annotated as ADRM1 26S proteasome ubiquitin receptor. The transcript is spliced from 10 exons. Lineage: Eukaryota; Metazoa; Chordata; Actinopteri; Perciformes; Gasterosteidae. The record is from RefSeq and is a predicted model, not a curated record. Gene Ontology annotation, molecular function: endopeptidase activator activity; proteasome binding. Gene Ontology annotation, cellular component: nucleus; proteasome regulatory particle, lid subcomplex; cytoplasm. The coding region runs from base 175 to 1401 and encodes 408 amino acids.
CCCUCUCGUCCAAAGCGCGCUCGCGGUGAGGUGGGCGCGCUCACGACAAGACAGGAAGUCAGGACUGUUGUACGUUGAGGACGUUAGAGCAUCUUUGCUAGUAGCAACCCAGGAAGAAAAAGUUUAUGAACUCUGCCAACACAACUUCAGGCUUAUUUACCAACAGAUCUUAAGAUGUCGUCGGGUGCUCUCUUUCCAAGCCUGGUGAGCGGCUCCAGGGGAAGCACCAGCAAAUAUUUGGUGGAGUUUCGUGCCGGGAAAAUGACCUUGAAGGGAAACGUAGUGACACCAGACAAGCGCAAGGGCUCUGUAUACAUCCAACAGUCCGACGACUCCCUGAUUCACUUCUGCUGGAAGGAUAGGACAUCUGGAAAUGUUGACGAUGACCUGAUCAUCUUCCCUGAUGACUGUGAGUUCAAGAAGGUGAGCCAGUGCACUACCGGACGUGUCUUUGUGCUGAAGUUCAAGGCUGGAUCUAAGAGACUGUUCUUCUGGAUGCAGGAGCCAAAGACUGACAAAGAUGAUGAGUACUGUCGUAAGGUGAAUGAGUACCUGAACAACCCUCCCAUUCCUGGAGCGGCAGGAAGCGGAGGCGGCAGCGGGCACGAACUCUCUGCACUCGCAGGAGAGGGAGGCCUGCAAAACCUGCUGGGAAAUAUGAGCCACAACCAACUGAUGCAGCUGAUCGGACCAACCGGACUGGGAGGACUGGGAGGUUUGGGAGCUCUAGCAGGACCAGGACUUGCCAACCUGCUGGGCAGUGGAGGACCUGCCACAAGCAGCUCCUCAUCCAGCUCUCGUAGCCAGUCGGCAGCCGCAACUCCAUCAUCCGGUGGAGCCCCCCGACUGAGUUCCUCUCAGGCCCCCACCACCCCUGUGACUCCUGCUGCCACAGCUGUUACCCCUUCUAGUGUUGCUCCUUCCACACCAGCUUCAGCUCAGACCCCACUGGCCCCAGCUUCUGUUGGAAGCCCCGGCUCCCACCAGCCAAUCCAGCUCAGUGACCUUCAGAGCAUCCUCGCCACCAUGAAUGUCCCAGCAGCGUCGGCUGCUCAGGGCGCAGCGGUGGACUUAGCAAGCAUUUGCACCCCGGAGAUGAUGGCUCCCAUCCUCACCAACGCUGAGGUCCAGCAGAGGCUCCUGCCAUUUCUCCCCAGUGGAGAAAGUUUACUGCAGAGUGCCAAUGAGAUCCAGAACACAAUCAACUCACCUCAGUUCCAACAGUCGAUGAGUAUGUUCAGCAGUGCCUUGGCCUCCGGCCAGCUCGGCCCUCUCAUGAGUCAGUUUGGUCUUCCGGCAGAAGCCGUGGACGCUGCCAACCGAGGAGAUGUUGAGGCUUUUGCCAAAGCCAUGCAGGACAGUAAAGCGAAAAAAGACGACGAGGACAUGAGUCUGGAUUAGAGCUCACUCUGCCAAGCCGGAGAUCCUCUUGUUCCAGCACAGCAGUUGGGCCAGUUUUCCCUGUAACUACUAAGCCCAAAGUUAGAUUUUUGUUUUUCUUCUUUUGUUAGCCUGACUGAGUGCAGAGGCUGUCAGGCUCUUUUGUGAUUCACUCUUAAUAAAACAUGAUUGGCAUCCACAA